AUGCCUCGAAUCCGGGCAGACGCCUCAGGGGCGCUCUCGGUGCACCCCUUUGGGUGGAUGUACACCUCGAUCCGGACAAAGAAGAAACGGGGUAAAAAGGAAGUCGUGAAAAAGAAUCCGGAGCAACUCGAGACGAAAGCCUCGAUGCCCCCUCUCCGUCUUGCCGACCAUGCGACAACUGCCGAGCCGCCUGCUGCAAUCGCUGAGACGAUCCGCACAGAAACGUAUCGCGCUGUGAAAGGCCGAAAGACAAGGCGGAUGUUUGUAUUUCGCAACAAGUAUAGGCUGAAACGCUUGCUGAGCUUAACACAUGACACGGAGCCAUCAGACGAAAGGAAGCCUCAAGGGCGUGCCUUUAUAACGCCUUUAACGCGGCUUCAGCAUCAGGCGCAUCUCCCCCGAUCCGCAACACACAGCCGAUUUGACUUCCGCCACUCUCUGCGGUAUACCGUUGCCUGGGGAGGCCCUCAAGUGUCUCCUGUUGUACCGUCCGCCUGCAGCGUCACGUUUCGCCUCAAAGAUUUGAGCCUUACUGCUGCCCAGCGAAAGCAGCUUAUUGCGAUUCUGGGGCCAGAUCGAAUACGGGAUGACCUCUGCUGCCUCGAGGCUGACGUCUUUCCAGAACUGAAUGAGAAUGCAGCGCAUUUAGGCGACGCUCUGGAGCUCCUUCUCCGCGAGAUUCGCGCCGUUUAG
Molecule: messenger RNA, 693 nt
Organism: Cyclospora cayetanensis
Lineage: Eukaryota; Apicomplexa; Conoidasida; Eucoccidiorida; Eimeriidae
Exons: 8
Coding region: 1-693 (230 amino acids)
Source: RefSeq, a predicted model, not a curated record